GACCUCGUCUGCUUCAUCACCCUCAUCCAUCUUCUUACUUGCAGACGUUUCUUAAGUGAUUGAGUGCUGCAAAUGAUCCCAUGGAACGACCUGUGACAUCGAAACCUCGUGGGGUUUGUAAAUAUUACACCACUGCUAGGGGCUGCUUUGCCGGUGACGCUUGCAAGUUCCUCCACGGAGCUGACGAAAAGUACUCGCCAUAUGACAAGGCCAAGGUGUGCCGGUACUAUGUUAAAGGACACUGCACCCGCGGCGAUCGAUGCUGGUUCCGUCACGAACUACCAAAGGCACCACCCGAGCAGGUCCAACCUGACGCAGAGACCUGCUCUAUCUGCAUGGAGAAGCCCACCACUUAUGGUCUGCUGAUGGAUUGCAGUCAUGUUUUCUGUCUACAGUGUAUCCGACAGUGGCGUGAUAAGAGUGGAAAAUCACCUGACAUGGUGUCUACUGGUGCCAUCAAGUGUUGCCCACUUUGUCGAAGACCUUCCCGUUUCAUUACACCCUCCAGUCAUUUCUUCCCAUCCGGUCAUCCUAGGAAGGAAGAAAUCAUUGAAGAAUACAGGUCUAGCAUGGCCAGGGUGCCUUGCAAGUACUUCGAGCAGACAUCGCGCAGGGGAAAACCGUGCUGCCCGUUCGGAUACGAUUGUUUCUAUCAACACACCCGGCCAGAUGGGUCACCGCAUGUCUUCCAUUCCGGUGCGGGCAGGUACAUGAGAAUCUACCAGAGGGCACAACUAAGGAAUAACAGCCGUCAUUCACCACUCCCUUAUAUGGGACCCAUUCGACAUCUCCGGAAUAUCUUUGAUAACAUGGACGUCAUCCGAACCAGGUUCUCAAACAUCCGAGAAAGAAUUGAAGAUAUUGAAACAUCAACAUCUAUCAACCCCAUUGAUAUCGAAGCGAUGUUUGCCCCAGAGAUGGAUGAGUUUGAAAUGCCUCCAUCGGACAUGGAUGACGACGAAUUAGAUCUUCUCUUUUCGGUGGUGUCCCCGCUCUGACUUGGCUUCUUCUAUUUACUUGAACUAUAUAGCGCAUGCAGCUGGAUGAAGCCUUGGCAGUGGAGGAAUCGCUGGCCGCUGCCCAUGCUGCAUCCUCGCUUAAUGUUCCCCAAGCUCCAGACGGGCAAACGGAGCAACGUUUGUCUGACCGGCCCGCCUCCACUCCACCGAUUUCAUGGGGUUCAGACACGAGCAGUUUAGCCCCUUCACAUGCCGCGGCAAAUGAUGACGAGUCGGCACACCACCCAGAGUUGAAUCCCACACCUGCUCCUGGUCCGUCGUCGUCGACAAGAACUAGAACUCCAACGCCGCGGUUCAGCACUGUCGUGAAUUCCCGCAGCCGGGAGGCGCUGGCCAUGGACGCGUCUGAUGAGGAAUACGCCGACGCG
This is a messenger RNA of Pisolithus orientalis, 1387 nucleotides long. RefSeq lists its product as uncharacterized. The record is from RefSeq and is a predicted model, not a curated record. NCBI's taxonomy places the organism in Eukaryota, Fungi, Basidiomycota, Agaricomycetes, Boletales, Pisolithaceae. Gene Ontology annotation, molecular function: ubiquitin protein ligase activity; metal ion binding. Gene Ontology annotation, biological process: protein polyubiquitination. The transcript has 7 exons. Bases 81 to 998 code for a protein of 305 amino acids.